AUGGGUGGCUGCAUGCACAGUACUCAGGACCAAGCACUCCACUUAGGAGGACAGUCCAGUCCUUCUGUACCUGCAACAUCCACUGCAGCAUCCAGGAAGAUGCCAAAAAGCAUUUCAAUAUCCAAACAACUCACUUCAAUAAAAGCUCUAAAGAAGGGCUCAGAACUGGAAAAAUCCAUUGCCACUGCUGCUCUGGUUUUCAAAAACUCUUCCGACCCUGAUGGUAAACUUGGAAAAGCUACUGCUAAAAAUCUGCUACAAACCCAAUUCAGCAAUUUCAUAGAGGGACAAGAAACCAAGUACAAAUACAGAGAAAUCCUUGCUGAACUUGAUGAGCAAACAGAAAAUAAACUUGACUUUGAGGACUUCAUGAUCUUACUCUUGAGCAUCACUGUCAUGUCAGAUUUACUACAAAAUAUAUGGAGUGUAAAAACCAUGAAAUAG
Messenger RNA from Ochotona princeps (American pika), 444 nucleotides. It is a transcript of the gene SNTN, whose product is annotated as sentan, cilia apical structure protein. NCBI's taxonomy places the organism in Eukaryota, Metazoa, Chordata, Mammalia, Lagomorpha, Ochotonidae. Gene Ontology annotation, molecular function: transition metal ion binding. The transcript has 4 exons. The record is from RefSeq and is a predicted model, not a curated record. The coding region runs from base 1 to 444 and encodes 147 amino acids.